UCUCGGGCUGCCGGCCGCGCUCACUUGCUCUGCGCUCACUCGCGCGGAGGUUUCCCCGCCGGCCGCGUCCCGUCCGCUCCCUGCGAACCAGGAGUGCCCCCUGCGCGCCCCCGGGCUCCGCUCCGGCCCGGCUGCGCCAGACGCAGCUCUGCCCGACGGCGACAUGGGCGUCCCCCGAGUCCCGGAGGCUGGCACCUGGCGCUGGGGGCCUGUGCUCCUCGCCUUCUUCCUGGCUGCCUCCCGAGGUCUGGUGGCAGCAUUCAAGGUCGCCACGCCGUAUUCCCUGUAUGUGUGUCCCGAGGGACAGAACGUCACUCUCACCUGCAGACUCUUGGGCCCCCUGGCCAAAGGGCACGACGUGACCUUCUACAAGACCUGGUACCGCAGCUCACGGGGUGAGGUGCAGGCCUGCUCGGAGCGCCGGCCCAUCCGCAACCUCACGUUCCAGGACCUUCACCUGCACCACAGCGGCCACCAGGCCAACUCCAGCCAGGAUCUGGCCCAGCGCCAUGGGCUGCAGUCAGCCUCUGACCACCACGGCAACUUCACCAUCACCAUGCGCAACCUGACCCUGCUGGACGGCGGCCUCUACUGCUGCCUGGUGGUGGAGAUCAGGCACCGCCACUCGGAGCAGCGGCUCUACGGAGCCAUGGAGCUGCAGGUGCAGAGAGGCGAAGAAGCACCAUCCAAGUGCACUGUGUACCCACCCUCCUCCAAGGAGAGUGAAAGCAUCACAGCUGCUGCCCUGGCUACGAGCGCCUGCAUCGUGGGCAUCCUCUGCCUCCCCCUCAUCCUGCUCCUGGUCUACAAGCAAAGGCAGGUGGCCUCCAACCGCCGUGCCCAGGAGCUGGUGCGGAUGGACAGCAACAACACUCAAGGAAUUGAAAACCCCGGCUUUGAGAUCCCUCCACCUUCCCAUGGGAUGCCAGAGACCAAGCCCAGGCAACCCCUGACCUAUGUGGCCCGGAGGCAGCCUUCUGAGUCUGGGCGGCAUCUGCUCUCUGAGCCCAACACUCCUCUGUCUCCACCAGGCCCCGGGGAUGUCUUCUUCCCCUCCCUAGACCCUGUCCCUGACUCUCCAAACUCUGAGGCCAUCUAGACCAGCUGGGGGCCGUGGGCAGUUGUGGCCGGGCCUGGGGCAGGUGCAUUUGAGCUAGGGCUGGCCCUCUGAGUGGUCCCUUGGCCUUGGCCCUGGUUUCUUUUCUCCUGCUCUAAGCUCAGACUCUUUGAAAUACCCCUGAUGGCCAGACCCUCAGCCUCUCUGGAUGCUACAUGGCAGAAGGGAGGUGUUGGAUCGCUCAGCCCCUGUCUCAAGGAUGGUGGGGUGCUGGGAUCCCACCCCAGAGGCCUGAAAUUCACCAGCUACUGAUGCCAAAUGACCAUCUUAGAAGCCCCAGAACUGCCAGCUGUGCGGCAGCCUCUCUCCCUGGGGCAUAAGCCUUGGGACCUGACAGCAGAGAUGGGCACUGGGCAGACUUCCCAGUGCCACCCUCUAGGCACGAGGCAUAGGACAAGAUGUGGAGAGACUCCUCCCCACCGUGGUGGACCCAGCUCCCCCAUCUCGCCUGAGACUGCUCAUCUGUCAAAGCUCUCUGUAAUCAUGAGGCUCUGGGGCUGGGCCUGCAUGACCCUGGGCCGUGGGAGCCUUCCCCAGCUGCCUUCUAGCAGCCAACUCUGAAGAGCCAUCAGCACGUUACACAAAUCUGGGGCUCCCACUGCCUGCACUCUGGUCCCCAGAAUUCAUUGGCCAGAAGCCCCAAAACGGGAAGUAUAUGCUGCGGCACGGUGGCCACUGUGAGCCAGCUGGCAUCUUGGGCAAUGGGAACCAGGCCAGAGGUUGCACCACCCACCACAGAUGGGAGUGGAGGGGAGAGCCAGGGGCCUGCUGGGAAGGUGAGAGGAGAGGGCUCCACCGCCUGCCCCCUGCGGUCGAGAGAGAUGGUGACCACAGAAUGUACUGCUCAAACUGUGAUGCUCUUGGGGUGCUAUUCAAAACUACUUGGGCAACAGUGCAAAACCUGUGGGUGGAUCGUAAGAGCUGGGUUUAAAUCCCUACCCUGCUUCCGAGGUGCCUGAGGCCCAGGGAGCCCUCUCCCCAACGCCACCCCAGUCAAUCUGUGCUGAGCCUUCACUGAAGCGUGAUCCUGUCGGGUGGCAGGAGCGGGCGUGUCCCUAGAAAGUCUUAUGCCCGCUCUGCUCUGGACCCUCUGCCCCACCUCCCGCUUCAGGACAUGACCUAAGUUUGUUUUUAUACACAUAUAUGAGGGGAGUCCUUUGUGGAAUUUCGAUUAAAGAGUUUUAGAGCAUGGAGAGCAGUGGGGAGGGGUCUCUGUACACUGUGGGGUGAAAACGGGUGGUGGGGCCCGAGAAGGGGAGGAGAAAGUUUGAGCUGGACAGAAGCCCCGGGCACUGCACUGUGGAGGGUGUCAUUUCAACUGGGCAUUCAUCUGCCAGCGGCCUACGCUGGCUCUGCUGAGCCAGGCCUGGGUGCUGAGAGCCAGGGCUUCAGGCCAGGCUAAGGGCCCAGCAGGCAGGGAGAAGCCCGCCGGGCCUGGUUGGGGACGGGAGUUGGGGUGGGAGAAGGGAACAGCUCAAGGCUCUCCAGCAGCAGUGAGCCCCGGGCCUGCAGGUGAAGCCAGGGAGCCCCUUGGUGGCCUCCAAAAGCUCCCUUCUCAGGCCCAAAACUGUAGGUCAACGUGGGCCUCUAGCUGUGCCUGGGGGCCUUGAGGAGAAGGUGGGCACAGGCCGUGGGCCUCGAGACUCUGCACUGGCUCCUCCAGUGGCCAGAAUGCUAAACCCUGGCUCCUGCUUUGUCCCUGGGGAUCUACCCCUCGGUUUCAUCUGCUGCUGGGGACUCAGUGCCAGCUGCCGCAGAAAGAGGGAGCUAUUCUCACAGCUUGUGGGGGCCCAGGGAGCAGGGAUGGGCAGGGUGAUACCUGCUCGAGGCAGGGCCAGGCUACCCCUAGGGUUGAAGGACAAGCCCAUGGACCAGCCUCCUCACGCCCCAGUGCAGAAAGAAUGCUCCUGCCCAAUGGGGAGGCUGGCCUGGCCCAACCUCAGCUUCUGACCUCAAGGCAGAGACAACUUCUAAGAAUUUGGCUGCCAGACCCUAGGGCCAGCUACGCUGUGUGGAGGAGGGCGGAGGCCCCGCAGCAGAAAGACACCACACUUCCUCCCCAGCUUCCUCCUGCAUGGCCUCGAGUUCUUCUUCUCUGGACCCUUACUAGCGAACAUAUCGCUUCGUGGUUUCCUGUUUUCAGUGAAAUUUACUCUGAGCUCCAGGCUCCAUCUUCAUCCAUGACAACACGCCCUGCCCCUAGCAACCCUAAAGGCACCCUCCCUGACGCUGUGGGGAGGGGCAGGGCACUAGGGUAUCCCUCUGUGCCCGCCCCAGGGUGGUAGUGCCUCUGGAGAUGCCAGCUCUGGUGGCCGGUUCCUACAGGCUCAGUGUCUGUGGGCUGGGGUGCAUGGAACGGAAUAGGGGAGCAAGAGCAUGGUGCCUGCCUCCAAGGAGGCUGGGAGGAGCCCUGGGGCCUUCUGGGCAGGGUGGGACUGAGGCAGGAAGCUCAUGGAUCAUGGCACUGUCUGAGGCCAUGGGAGGGAAAUUUGUGCUUUUAGGCACAAAGUCAUUGUUAAGAGAUGUAUCAGGAAUUCUGGGACCUGUAACCUAUCUCCUGAUGUUCACAUUUAAUAAAGAUCU
This is a messenger RNA of Mesoplodon densirostris (Blainville's beaked whale), 3700 nucleotides long. RefSeq names its product V-set immunoregulatory receptor (gene VSIR). The record is from RefSeq and is a predicted model, not a curated record. The transcript is spliced from 7 exons. NCBI's taxonomy places the organism in Eukaryota, Metazoa, Chordata, Mammalia, Artiodactyla, Ziphiidae. The coding region runs from base 164 to 1099 and encodes 311 amino acids. Gene Ontology annotation, biological process: positive regulation of regulatory T cell differentiation; regulation of immune response; negative regulation of CD4-positive, alpha-beta T cell proliferation. Gene Ontology annotation, cellular component: plasma membrane.